AUGCCUAAAAUUACUUCAUUAAAAUAUUAUGCUAUAGCAAAAGAAGAAAAGACAGGGAUUUUUACAUCAUGGAAAGAAUGUAAAGAAUAUGUCAAUAGAUAUCCUGAAGCUUUGUACAAAUCAUUUUUUACAAAGAUCAAGGAACAUAAAGGAAAAACAUAUUUAAAACAUGUAAAAGGCCAUAGUAGUAUUUAUGAGAAUGAACAAGCAGACAAACUAGCAUAUAUAGGUUCAAAAAAUCUUGAUAUUGAAUUAAUUUUACCAGUACGUCAAAAUACUAUCAAAGAUUAUUUCAAAUAA
This is a messenger RNA of Cetraspora pellucida, 300 nucleotides long. The record is from the annotation of a GenBank genome assembly. Lineage: Eukaryota; Fungi; Glomeromycota; Glomeromycetes; Diversisporales; Gigasporaceae.